Messenger RNA from Drosophila innubila, 2481 nucleotides. Its product is annotated as E3 ubiquitin-protein ligase RFWD3. Lineage: Eukaryota; Metazoa; Arthropoda; Insecta; Diptera; Drosophilidae. Gene Ontology annotation, cellular component: nucleus. The transcript has 2 exons. The coding region runs from base 58 to 1965 and encodes 635 amino acids. The record is from RefSeq and is a predicted model, not a curated record. Gene Ontology annotation, biological process: interstrand cross-link repair; protein ubiquitination. Gene Ontology annotation, molecular function: protein binding; ubiquitin protein ligase activity.
AGUGAUAGCGAUUUGGAUGAAAUCGUUGAUAAUCCAGCGCGUUUAUUGCUUCAGUUAAUGGAACCCAUUCGAGAAGUAUUGCAAUACAUAUUUGACGACCAAAUGCCUGAGGAAGACACAGAUCCAGACUCAGAUGAAGAUCCUGUUGAAUCAGUCGAUGAAGAGAGCAAUGCAGAAGCCCCACAAGCCCCGGACUCAGAUGGAGAUCCUGUUGAAUCAGUCGAUGAAGAGAGCAAUGCCGAAGCCCCACAGAACCCACCUGUAGAGCCAGAAGAAGAGACAGAUGACGAACCACAAGAAGUGCCAAUUAUUGAGCUUCCAACGACAUCGCACAGAGCACACCAGCUGCAACAGCAACAUCAGCCGCUUUCAGCUGAGGUAAUAGACCUUGGAACGCCGUCUCCAGCAAAGAAACGCAAACGUCUGUCUCCUGUCGCCAGCAAUGAGGUGAUGGGCACUCCAGUGGCGAAGGCAUCUUCAAAUGACGACGAUGAAGAUGAUGGCAUGACGUGCCCCAUUUGCUUGGAAUCAUGGGAGAUGAGCGGUGAUCAUCGUUUGGUCUCACUCAAAUGCGGUCACCUGUUUGGCGAGUCCUGCAUUCGUCGCUGGCUGACCGAGAGUCAGCGACAGUCGGCCGUUAAGGUGUGUCCCCAGUGCAAAACGAAGGCAACCAACCGGGACAUACGCUGCCUCUAUGCCAAGCGGCUGAGGGCCAUUGACCGCACUGAGGAGCAUGGCAUGCGCAGGGAUUUGGAUGCAGAGCGUCGACGUAGUCAGAGUCUUACCACAGAACUGGCCACCGUCAAAAUGACACUCUCGAUGACCGCCAAUAAACUGAAUGCUCUGCAGCUGGAUUACGAAAGACUUCGUCAAGUGGUGCGCUCAGGUGGCGGGUUACGUGGUGCAUUUGCCGACGAUCUUGACAGUGGCUGCUCACUUAAACAACUCAAUCAGCUGGCCAGCCAUCGACUGUAUAUGGAGAAGAACUUUGAGAUAACGCGGGAACCCGGUUGCCGAGUGCUGCUCUACUCUUCGGCGCACUCCACACUGAUUGCAUCCCAGAAGAGUGCACAGAAUCUAUUCCCUGGCUAUGGAGUGCGCUUUAUUGAUCCGCCCAGCUUCAAGCCGUUGCAUUUUCUGCACACCUCAGCGCAGCUGGUGCGAGACAUUGCCUUCAGCGAGAGUCAGCACCUGUUGACGGUGGCCAGUCGUGAAGCGCGGCUUAAGACAUUUGAUAUAAGGACACGACUAUGCAGCAUGGUGUUCUCUGCUAACGACAAGCCCGUUUGGUCCUGUGGCCUGGAUCGCAAUGAGCGAGAGCAUUUCCUAUAUGCGGGCGAUCUUCGUGGAGGCGUUUACGUAUUUGAUGUGCGUUUCCCGGAGACGAUUCUCAGCGAAUUCCAAGCUGACGAUAACUUUAGUCCUGUGAUAAACAUUGCGUCCGUGCCGGCGGGCAAAGUAUUCAGCAAUGGAGGCUUCUUGGUCUGUCAACUGAGCGUUGUGAAAUUCUACGAGUAUGCCAAUGAUACGGCCGUUGCCACACGCCUCAACGUAGAUGGUCCCUUUCUAUCCAUGCAGUAUGACGCAGUGCAGGAUACGGUGCUCUUCUCGGCCCGCUCCAAUGCCCAGUAUCCGCAAUCGCGUUUCAUACUCGGCCAGUUGGACAAAAUCGAUGGUGUACCUGUGUUUAAGGUGAAGACCACAAUAUUUGGAUCACCCGCCACGCCCUUUAUGACGCGUCCUACACAACUGGGCGUGGAGGAUAAUACGCUAGUCGUUGGCUAUUUGCAGGAUAACAAACAGUUGAUGAUCUACGAUGUGAGGCGAGAGGAACGCAUCCAAACGAUGCCCGUUAAUGAGGUCAUCUAUGACAUUUGUCCAGUUAAUACAUCGAAUGGCACCUAUCUGACCGCCUUAACCGAUAACAAGUGUCGUGUCUACAAGGUCAACAGUUCCCGAAACUGACAAGUGGAAUAGUAACCAUUCCCACCAAGACUUUUGCUGUGCAAAUUGGCUGCUUUACUAAAAUAAAUAUUAAUUCAAAUUAAUCUAAUUAUUAAUGUGUUCGUUUAGUUAGUGAUAAGAAAAAAAAAACAGUUGAGUUAUAUGUUUCCUUGUGGCAUUUUAUUUUAGUAUUAUUAUUUAAACAUUCUCAUGCUUGUUUCACGCACAAACUUUUUAUAUAUAUUCAUAUCUUUAUUUUGUUAUUUUUAUCACUUUACACACAAAUCAUGACCAUAAUGCUAAAGGCUAUAUAUGUUUUUUGAAUAAUGUUUUCUUUUUGAUUUUUCUGUAUUUCGAUUUUCUGUUCCAAUAUCUAAAACAUUUUGGUUAAUUACAUACAUGUACAUAUACAUAUAGUAUUUUGAGUAUAUUUUCGACAAAAAAAAAAAAAACAAAGAAAAUUAAUGAAGAUUAUUAUGUGAUUUCAUGAGUUAGAUAAAUGUUUGAUUAAUUAUACAUACAUAUAAAGCUAUAGAA